Molecule: messenger RNA, 1812 nt
Organism: Branchiostoma belcheri (Belcher's lancelet)
Lineage: Eukaryota; Metazoa; Chordata; Leptocardii; Amphioxiformes; Branchiostomatidae
Exons: 2
Coding region: 386-1300 (304 amino acids)
Source: RefSeq, a predicted model, not a curated record
UUAAAAGGUUACGACAACAUGAUUCGGUAAGGCCCGUUGUACGUUAUAAUUGUCUGCUACACGUAAAUUGGAUAGGCGUACGGUAAUCCCCUGCGCAGACUUCGAGUGAGGCAGUGUUUUGUUUAUAAUUCUACGAGCGGCUAGAGCGGCGGUUUCUUUACGGGGGGAGGGCCUUGUUCUGGGGAUAGCUGUAUCCGCGGAGAAAGCUGUAUCGUUCUCGAGUGUAGUAGUAGCGUAACUCCCUCUCCCCGUGUAAAAAUAUUGUAUCAGCUCUGCUUCCCCCAAAAAAAUAAACGCCACCGCUCCAAGAACUCUGAGAACGAGUAUGGACAUGCUGCACCACUAUUGGGCUCUGUAAUCAACGUGGGAAGGGAAGCGAAGCAGCAUGGCGAUGCCAUAUUCUGAAGCUAAAGAUACGGUCGGUUCCAGAGGUCAGCUGAGUCAAAAUUCCACCUCACUGGAAAUGUAUAGUUGGAACAUGGAGACGUGGAAAGUCUGGUGUCUGUACCGGCUUCUACAGGCGCGAAGGGAGGCUCGUGGCUACCCGGAUGUUGACAGUACAACACCUAAAAUUGUUGACGUGAGAUCCAUAACAAUUGAAGAGUUUGAUCGCAUGGGGAAGAAAGCUAGGAAGCGCUCAGCCACUGAGAGAAGCAGAGAAACCACCACAUCGCGACCACCAAAGGUGACCAAGAAGUCCACCGAAAAUGCAACGUCACCACCAAAAAGUGCAGAACGACCAAAGAGGUGCACCAAAAAUGUAACGUCAUCACAAAAGCGUGCAGAAAAAUCCAAGAGGUGCACCAAAAAUGCAAUGUCACUACUAUUGAGGGAUGCCAGACUUACUAGCGAUACGUGCGUGGAAAAUGCAGAGUCAUCACCAAGCAAGUCGAGACCGGACAUUUCGGCGAAAAACGCGGAUGCUGGCGGCAGCCGAUCAAGCAAAAGCUGUGUUCAAAACGCCGACGACAAACCCAGAAAACGGACACACGGAACUUCUACCUCAGCCGAAACAGAUUUACGCAAACAGCGAAAGAUUUACCCAGGACAAAAGGCUGUUGGCAAAACAUCGGGAUCACACACAGCCCCGUCCUCCGUACCGACGUCUAUCAGCAACGUUAGCACGCCAGCUUCGGUAGCGUGUGCGGCCCAGCAAAAACCAGCUUCGGUAGCGUGUGCGGCCCAGCAAAAACCGUCGGCCCCACGACCACAGCAGGGUGUUGAAACAUCCCGCCAACGUCCGUCACAUUUCUGGCAACCAUGGCAAGACCAUACGUACUUCAGAGGCGAGACAAAAUAAUGAUAUGAUCUACUAAAUCUAUUGAUAUACAUGUAAUAUUCUGUUUGGGCUUAGAGUGUUCUGCAGACUGUUGAAAAUAAUUUAUACAUGCUGUGUGUGAAUUAACGGUACCACAAGUGGAAAUCUCUCGUGAUUUAGUGGUACAAAUGUAUCAUUAAGCAUUGCAUGCCAUUUAUUUAUAGUUGUGGAAGAACAUGAAGACAUUUAUUCCUAAAUCUAAGAUAGUAAUCUGGUAUUGUUUCCUCAACCUUAUUUGUAUAGUUUGUCCACAAUAUUUUCUGUCAUACCUGGUGUACAUAAUAAUGAUCAUUAUUAUUAUAUCAGCCACAUGAUACGUAUAUACAUUGUAGCUUAUCAACAGUAACUCUAAGUUUACUAGACAGUAAGUAUUCGUUUUGCCAUUGCCUACAUGCAAAAGCUUGUAGUUUUUUUCGAUAGACUGUAUAUGUCAACUCAGCCACCUAUACUAUACACUAGUACAUUUGGGCUACAUGCAGUUUAGUAAAUGCACU